Molecule: messenger RNA, 504 nt
Organism: Nanorana parkeri
Lineage: Eukaryota; Metazoa; Chordata; Amphibia; Anura; Dicroglossidae
Product: dynein regulatory complex protein 1-like
Exons: 4
Coding region: 16-504 (162 amino acids)
Biological process (GO): regulation of cilium movement; cilium-dependent cell motility; axonemal dynein complex assembly
Cellular component (GO): axoneme; axonemal dynein complex
Source: RefSeq, a predicted model, not a curated record
AGAAUUCAUCACAACAUGAGCUGGGACUCUGGAGCCGGUGACACGGAGGAGAAGGUGAAGAGCGGCCCGUCGGUGGACUCGGAGGACCCGCAGAAGAGGAUCCAGGCACGGAGGCUCCGUAUCAAUGCCAGGAUAGAAGCCAAGAGACGGGAAGCGCUCGGCGAGGACCCGGCUUCCAUAUUGGAUCAGAACGAAGAACAACGGAAGAGCUACAAGCAGAUUGAGGAGAGCAGACAGAGGCUCCACAAACUGGUGAGCGACGGCACGCAGCUGGUGACCAAUAUUCAGAUCGCUGCAGACGCCAGAGAGACCCAGCGGAGGGCCGCAGAGGAGGAGCUACAGAGACUGAGCCUUUCUGGUGGCACUCCCCUCGAUCCGCAGGGUCUCGGAAUUGGCGGCCCUCUCUUGCUCGUCCCCGUUGCUGGUCCUGCAUCGGGACAAGGUGGUUCUGCGGCCUCGACCGUCCUUCCUGCCGAAGGUAGUUUCGGCUUUCCAUCUCAAUGA